This is a messenger RNA of Eucalyptus grandis, 3461 nucleotides long. RefSeq names its product copper-transporting ATPase HMA4. The record is from RefSeq and is a predicted model, not a curated record. Gene Ontology annotation, molecular function: ATP hydrolysis activity; ATPase-coupled monoatomic cation transmembrane transporter activity; ATP binding. Gene Ontology annotation, biological process: monoatomic cation transport. Gene Ontology annotation, cellular component: membrane. Lineage: Eukaryota; Viridiplantae; Streptophyta; Magnoliopsida; Myrtales; Myrtaceae.
UGCCCCCGUGCUCUGCUCCGCUCCGCUCCCGGAUUCUCUGAUGGCGGUGGCGGGCAGCGUCCGGCGUUGCUAUUACUGGAGACGCUCCUCCGGCGACGAGGCCGCCGGUUUUGACUUGGCGUGAUCGCUCGGUUGAGCCUAGCGCGGACGCUCGUUUGUGCCGGUCUGUUUGGCCUGAUCGAUGACUCAUCGCUGAUGCGAACUCGUUCCCCUGGCUGCUUUGAAUCCCGCGAUUAGGUAGUAUUAAAACUCUGAAAAAUUAAAAUGCAACCAAAUGGGAAGGAUGACCUCAAGGCGCCUCUGUUGCGACCUGCUGAUGGUGUGACCGCCUCUUUGAGCACAACAGAUCAUAGAAAAGAUGACAGAGUACGGAGUGUUUCGUUCAAAGUAAGUGAUAUCAAGUGCGCAUCCUGCGCAGUUUCUAUAGAAUCAGCUGUUGGAAAGCUUAAUGGGGUUGAGAGUGUUUCGGUGUCGCCACUUCAAGGCCAUGCUGCAGUGACAUAUAUUCCCGAGCUAAUUAAUGCAAGAAAGAUUAAGGAGUGCAUCGAGGAAGCAGGUUUUGCAGUUUCAGAAUUUCCAGAACAAGAUAUUGUGGUAUGUCGUCUUAGAAUCAAAGGAAUGGCAUGCACUAGCUGCUCCGAGUCUGUUGAAAGGGCCCUUUCAAUGGUUGAUGGAGUGAAAAAAGCUGUGGUUGGUCUAGCUCUAGAAGAAGCAAAGGUCCACUAUGAUGGAAACAUUACCGACACCAACCGCAUCAUUGAAGCUAUAGAAGAUGCUGGUUUUGGGGCUGAUCUUAUCACAACGGGUAAUGAUCUGAACAAAGUGCAUCUGAAACUCGAAGGAGUGAAUUGCCCGGAAGAUGCAGCUGUUAUUCAGACCACCCUUGAGUUGGCUGAAGGUGUGAAUGAAGUUGAGAUGGAUUUGGCAGGAGAAAAGGUUGUUAUCGCCUAUGACCCAGACCUUACCGGUCCAAGGUCCUUAAUACACUGCAUAAAGGAAGCUAGCCAUGGGUCUAAAUCAUACAAUGCAAGCCUCUAUAUUGCUCCAAGACGUAGAGAAUCUGAGCAACAAGAGGAAGUACGGAUGUAUAGAAACCAAUUCUUGUUGAGCUGCCUCUUUUCAGUUCCAGUUUUCAUAUUCUCUAUGGUACUUCCAAUGCUUCAUCCUUAUGGGAACUGGUUAGAGUAUAAGAUAUACAACAUGCUCAGCAUUGGGAUGCUCCUGAGAUGGAUGCUUUGCACUCCGGUGCAGUUUGUCAUUGGUCGAAGGUUUUACGUGGGGGCGUACCACGCAUUGAGACGAAAAUCAACUAAUAUGGAUGUUCUGGUUGCACUGGGCACCAAUGCUGCGUACUUUUAUUCUGUAUAUGUCAUGAUAAAGGCAUUGAUUUCCGAUAAAUUCGAAGGGCAAGACUUUUUUGAAACAAGUUCCAUGUUGAUAUCCUUUAUCCUCUUGGGGAAAUAUUUGGAGAUUGUGGCUAAAGGAAAAACCUCAGAUGCUUUAGCCAAGUUGACUGAUCUGGCACCUGAUACAGCUUGUUUGGUUAAGUUGGAUAAUGAUGGGAAUGUAAUUUCAGAGGAGGAAAUUAGCACUCAACUUAUUCAAAGGAAUGACGUAUUCAAGAUUAUUCCUGGCUCAAAGGUUCCUGUUGAUGGGAUUGUCAUCACUGGCCAAAGCCAUGUCAAUGAAAGUAUGAUCACAGGGGAGGCUACGCCAGUUGGUAAAAGACCUGGUGAUAAGGUCAUUGGUGGAACCAUGAAUGAGAAUGGAUGCUUACUAGUGAAGGCCACUCAUGUUGGGUCGGAGACAGCACUUUCUCAAAUAGUUCAGCUGGUUGAAGCUGCUCAGCUUGCAAGAGCACCUGUUCAGAAACUAGCAGACCAAAUUUCAAGAUUUUUCGUGCCAACAGUUGUUGUGUUGGCAUUUUUUACAUGGCUGGGAUGGUUUAUCCUUGGACUAAUUGGUCUCUAUCCUAAAUGGUGGAUACCGAAAGCAAUGGAUGGAUUUGAACUUGCUCUGCAGUUUGGUAUUUCCGUACUUGUGGUUGCCUGUCCUUGUGCCCUUGGACUAGCAACUCCCACAGCUGUCAUGGUUGCCACUGGCAAGGGUGCUUCACAAGGUGUGCUUAUCAAAGGUGGAGAUGCACUUGAAAAGGCACACAAGGUGAAAACAGUAGUGUUUGAUAAGACAGGAACAUUGACUAUUGGAAAGCCUGCGGUGGUUAGUGCUGUUCUCUUCUCCUCCUACUCAAUGGAGGAGUUCUGUGACCUGGCUACGGCUGCAGAGGUGAAUAGUGAACACCCAAUAGCAAAAGCUGUCAUGGAACAUGCAAAGAGGCUCCGCAAGAACUUUGGAUCCAGCACUGACCAUAAUGCAGAGGUCAAGGACUUUGAGGUGCACCCAGGAGCUGGGGUGAGUGGAAAAGUGGGAGAAAAAGUUGUUCUAGUCGGCAACAGGAAGCUCAUGCAGGCCUCUAAUGUGGCUAUUGGUCAUGAGGUUCAGGACUACCUUUCAGAAAAUGAGCAAAUGGCUCGUAGUUGUGUGCUUGUUGCCAUUGACGGAAAGAUUGCUGGGGCUUUUGCGGUAACUGAUCCAGUAAAGCCAGAGGCUGGGCGGGUCAUAUCCUUUCUUCACUCAAUGGGCAUCUCAAGUAUCAUGGUGACCGGUGAUAACUGGGCCACAGCGAAGGCUAUAUCAAAGCAAGUCGGUAUCCAGGAGGUUUUUGCUGAGACAGACCCUGUAGGAAAGGCUGAUAGGAUCAAAGAUUUGCAGAUGAAAGGGAUGACAGUGGCAAUGGUGGGAGAUGGAAUCAACGAUUCACCGGCCUUGGUUGCAGCAGACGUCGGCAUGGCGAUUGGUGCAGGCACCGACGUUGCCAUAGAAGCGGCCGACAUAGUUCUCAUCAAAAGCAACCUGGAGGACGUGAUAACUGCUAUCCAUCUAUCCAGGAAGACUAUGUCGCGCAUCCGACUCAAUUACGUGUGGGCCCUCGGCUACAAUGUUCUCGGCAUGCCAAUCGCCGCCGGCAUCCUGUACCCAUUCACCGGUAUCCGCCUACCGCCUUGGCUUGCCGGUGCCUGCAUGGCCGCUUCCUCCCUCAGCGUGGUCUGUUCCUCUUUACUGCUGCAGUCUUACAAUAAGCCUUUGGACGUCCACGAUGCUCGAGGGCAGAACUAUUGCCCCAAAUCCGCUUGAGAUGCGCCCACGUUGUCUCUUUUCCAUAUUUUCGUCUUUGCUAACGUGAUAAAUCAUGUUCAAGCGGGUAAAAUGCAAGUGCCUCGCUCCUAUAGACUGCUUUUAGAUAUUUGCAUCCCAAUUUCUGCUGUAGAUUGCAAAUGUUGUUUCGCAUACCCUCGACCGGUCGUCGCGUCGAGUGGGUAUUGCGAUCAAAUCCGGUUAAGUAGUUUGACAAAUGGUCGUAAAAUCCGAUAAGCAUAUAGUUGGGGCUUAUUUCUUCUUUC